AUAAGCGAAUCUUCUGCACAGGUAGGAGAUAUAUUUCUUUCUAAAAGGUGAAAAGCGAAAUUGAAAUAUAUGUGCGGAUUAUUUGCAUACGCUAGUUCGGUUCUGAUAGAUUUUCCUUUCGACUACUACCUGCUUCACAAUCACUUUCCGGUAACAUAUUCUAAGAAUGCUUUCAUAAAUUGUAACGUAAAUAUCAGCUGAUUUUUUUGCCGUAUUUUCGGUUGCUAACCGGAUAUGUGCCGUUAAUUUGACGUGCUGUACUACUGUUUCUUCAAUUGAACUAAAAUACUAAAAUCAUGUAUGUCCGAUACCUAUGUCGAUAUGUGUCCUAUUAUUUUCCUUAAUUCCUAGUUAAUGCUUUUGGAACUGAGAACUUGCUUCAGAAUUGCUUUUUUUUUUGGCUGAUGUCGCCGAAUUACCUCUUGGCGAGCAAAAAUUGAAUUCCGCCAACGUGUUCUGUGUGGAAGUCAACCGUAUUGUGCAAUGUUUCAUGUGUAUGUAACUGCUUGAAGUACUUGUAAUCAUUCACAGAUAAUAAGUUCAUUAAAAGAUUGAUUAUGAACUACAUUAUUUGACUAUGCAUAAUAAUGUAUCUUCUUGAUGACGUAUUUAUUGCCCACGCCAUUUUCUUUGGAUCUGGAUUUAGGUUUAUAUCGUAAUGUCAUAGGUGUAUUGUUGGAGCAAAUGCACAUGGAAUGUACAAAUGCAUUGAAAUGUUGCAUAUUUUAGAGAUACAUAUGAGAGUUCUGACUUAUUUUGUUAUUGAUAUUAAUGCAGACGAAAUAUAAAAAUGAUGUAUGUGUUAGAAAAAUAUAUGAUAAUUCUCUUUUCUUAUUUGGUUACAUGUGAAACAAAAAAUGCUGAAUAUUGUGAAAAUGUUUAUAGUUCGUUGUGCUAAUUAUGUGACCUUAUUAUUUAUUGGCAGUUUUCGGAUAACUUGCUCUUAUUAUCUGUAGUGUAUAAAUAUAUUUACUGUUCAGCUGUGCUUGAACAUAAAGUAAAAGAACAGCAAUCACAUUUCAGCCGUAUUAAUAAAUGUUACUGAGUGAAUUUUAGUUUUUUUCAUGAUUUUGAAUUUGAAUGAGAAAACACAUUCCUAUGUAGUUUUUCUUCUCAACAAUACCAAUUUGAAAUGGAUCUAGAUAAAGUAACUAGUCAUUUUCUCCAUUCGUUGGAAUCCCAGGGUAAGAAAUAUGUAUUUGAUUGGUGUGUGGAUCAAGGUUUAAUUACAAAUAAGUAUAAAUGCCCAAAGUGUAAGAAAGCUAUGAAAUUGUCUGAAAGGAAAAACACUACAGAUGGUUUUGAAUGGCGUUGUCGUCUAGGGGGUCAUAGUAUUAGGCGGGGUAUUAGGAAAGGCUCAUGGUUUGCUGAGAGUCGUCUAAGUAUAGUAAGAGUGCUACUCAUUUCGUAUUAUUGGGUUCACAAAGUGUCAAAUAGUUUUAUUGAACAUGAAUUAAGUAUGAGUAGUCAGACUGUUUCAGACUGGAAGCGCUUUUGUAGGGAGUUAUGUCUGGAAUUUUGUCACAGCAAAAUGAAUCAAGUUGGUGGUGAUGGUAUUAUUAUUGAAAUUUUUGGGAAUAAGUUGGAAAAGAGAAAGUAUAGCAAGAGAAAAAUAUCAGAUGGUAAAUGGAUUUUUGGAGGUGUUGAAAAAGGAAGCAAUAAAUAUUUUUUAAAAGUAGUCAAAGAUGGGAGUAAAGAAAGCUUUCUAGAUUUUAUUAAGUCUUAUAUUUUGCCAGGAACAACAAUAGUCUCUGAUUGUUUUAAAACAUAUUCCUGUUUGGAGGAUAAAAGUUUUCAGGAUCUUGCUGUUAGCAGUAAUCUUUGUUUUAAAUUUCAAAGUUCAAACUCUGAUUUGAACAACACAAGAAUGGACUUUGCAGUGAAUGCAUCUUCUGCGAGGAAAGAAGAACAACAAGCAUUUUUUUUUGCUGAAUAUAUUUGGAGAAAAAAUGCAAAAAAGUCAUUUGCAUGCUUUUUAGAAAGCAUAAAACAAGUUUAUCCUGCCCAAGAGGAAGAUUCUUCAGAAGAAGAUUAACUACAGUAUUGAAGUUUGAUCCAUAUUUGUAAAGCCUCCAAAAUGUAAAUGUUGAUUUUGCCCAUGAAAAUUAUGAGGCAGCUGAAAAAGUGUCUUCUUCUUCUCACAGUUUUUAUUCUUUUGAUCCUUGCCUCUCAAAUAGCUUCCUUAUGGAGAGAAUAUACCUGGUUUAAAGAAACAGAAGCUGUUACUGAUGAUCCUUGGCAGAAAAAACAUUGGAAACAUGUCAAAAUUUUGACUGAUAGUUUAAUUCAAAUGCGAGGAUCUAAAACAAUUCUGUUAUGGACAAAAUUUUUUGGUGCUCCCGAUUUUAUACCAAAAUUAUCUAGUCUUGGUUGUCCAUUACCAAAGUGUUCCAUUACUUCAGAUCGCUCAUUCUUAAAUAAAACUGAUGCAGUGAUAUUUCAUUUGCGGGAUAUGGAUUUGCAUGAUAUGCCUGCUUUCCGAAUGCCAAAACAGAUAUGGAUACUCGUUCACCACGAGUCUCCUCCUCAUACUCCUGACAUACUUAAGAAUCUUGAUGGUGUUUUCAACUGGACUGCUACUUACAGAUUUGAUUCAGAAAUUUUACUUACACCAUUGGUCAAAAAACGAAGUCAUCCAAUAACAGAUAUGACAAAUUACGCACGAAAUAAAAAACGAAUGGUAGUGUGGCUUGUUAGUAAUUGUAAAACUCCAAGCAGGCGAGAGGAAUAUGUGGCAGAAUUACAGAAAUAUAUACCAGUACAUAUUUAUGGAAGUUGUGGGCAGUAUUCUUGUUUGCCAAAAAUGUCUGAUGAAUGUUAUCAAAAAUUAGGUAAAGUGUACAGAUAUUACCUUUCAUUUGAAAAUUCUAUUUGUAAAGAUUAUGUAACAGAGAAACUUUAUCAUGUCUUGAACACAAAUAUGGUACCAGUUGUUUUAGGAGGAGCUAAUUAUUCUGUUGUAGCACCACCACAUUCUUUUAUCGAUGCAUUAUCCUUCAAAACUCCCAGAGAUUUAGCUCAAUAUUUACUUGAGAUCGCAAAAGAUGACAAAAGAUACAAUCAGUUUUUUGCAUGGAAACAAACUCAUGAACUAAGUUCUGAGCAUUACGCUUGUAAAAUUUGUCGUAUGUUAAAUGAAGCCAAAAUGAAAAGUUCAACUUAUAUAAAUGUAAGUAAAUGGUGGUUUCAAGAGGCCAAUUGCAAAUCCUGGUCGCCUCUAUCAGUAUCAUAAUAAAAGUUACCACUUGGUUUACUUUAAUGUGAUAUUAAUGUUCAUAAUUGAGAUUAUUUAAUGUUAUGAGCUAGAUCAAAAUGUCUACAUAUCACACUGGUAUUGAAGUUCCAGUUCAAAAAAAUGCUUUGAUAUAAAUCUGUAUAGCUACCCAAAAAUUUUAAUUGUAUUGUGCUCAUUUUCAAAUUUUGCUAUAUGCUGUCCCAGAAGAAAAGAAAAUUCAAGGUAAUAUUUAAAGUUUAAUUUAAGCAAUGCGUUGCAUAAAGAUGACUAUAAAUAUAUUUCUACAAUAAAAAAUGUAAAAAAAAAAAUCAAUUAAAAUUUAUUAGAUAUAAAUUUAGCAAAUCAAUAAAAAUAAUUUGUCUUCCACUUCAUGCCAAAUCCAUUACCUGGAGAUUAUUUUACUCACAAUUAGUUUGUAAAUCUGCCUAAAGAGGGCAGUACAUAUUCAGUGACAUAUAUAACUAGACUAGUUUAUCUAUAUCCAUGAAUAUGUAUUUGUCUCUUAGUUUUUCAGGCAAGAAAUAUGAGCCUACUUAUUACUACAAGGGCCAGCACAAAGCAUUUCACUACCCAGUGCAGUCUUUGUGGGUCUUAAAUUCUGCUGCCAUGAUCUUCCCUAAAUUGUAAAAAUUUUGUUACCUAGUGUCUGUUUUAAAUUUUAAGAAUUUUCUUAUUCCUAAAUUUUGCUGAUUGUUACUUCCCUUAUUUCUAAAAAUGUUGCUGCCCCUAAAUCCUACUGCAUGAUGCGACUGCACUGGUUCUGACAUCAGCCCUGCCCACUUCUAUCCUGCUUUACUGCUCUUAGCCAACUUAUGAGUAAUAACUAAAAUAAAAUUUUUGAAGUUCUAUUUAUGAAUAUAAUUAAAGUGUCUUAAGUUUAUUAAGUAUUGAAGUUUUGUAACAAAUACUCAAAAAAAAAAAAAAAAAAAAGUACAAUUUGUGAUAUGUAGACAAUAGGUAAAGAUUUGCUUCUGUAUUUACUGUUUUAGCAGCCAAUUAAAUGACUAACACGUUUUAUGAUUUCACCUGUAGCUGCAUUAGGCAAAAAAAAAAAAAAAAGUCUUAUAUGUAUGUGCCAAAUUGUGUUAUGUGGCCAUCAUGGAAUUUUAUAUGCACUGUGCUUUUUACAUUUUUUGCGCUAAGAAUUAGGUAUUGUAUAUGUAAGUGAAAUUAUGUCAAAUUUAUUAUGUAACAGAGAUUAGUUUAACUGGAGGCUUAAUUAACAUUUUGAAAGUUUUAUUUUGAGUGUUUUAAAUUUUAUGAAACUCCUGUUUGGCAUUCUAGGAAGUUUAACUUUUAUGUGAAAUAUGAAACAAUAUUUCAAGGGUUAGCUGAUUAAAUAAUUUCAAAGAAUUUGUAGCUUUUAAGAUGAGAAACAGUUCCACAUUUUUACAUGUAUUGUUUUAUAUUAGCCAUACAUGUAUGUGCUCAAAAUAUACAAUUUGUAAGACAGUUGCAGUAUCUAAGAACUUUUUUUCGUACCAAAACACAUAUCUCAAGAUUUCAAAUCUGAAUGAGAAAGAAAAAGAGAACUUAAAGAAAAUAUAGGAUUUCAGAAAUUUAGAUUUAUGUAUAAAUGUGAAAGUUCUAUUAUGUCGAAGUCAAGUGGAAUUAUAUUCAGUGUAUUACAGAUAAAGAGUAUGAUAUGAGGUAUUUUUCAGUAUGUUUCCAGUCUGUGAUAGGAAAGUACUCUUUAUGAAAAGAGAUUUAAUGCUUCCAGUCCAUUAUAAGAAAAGUGCUUUAUAUGUAAGAAAAAAGGUUAUGUGAAUUUAUGACAUUUGGUCCACUGAGUAUUAUAUACAUUACAGCUUAUGUAAUAAAGUCAACAGUUUAGUUGAAUUGCUUAUUGGCAGUGACAUUCAAAAUUUUCUCUAUUAUGUAUUUUUCUAAAAACGCAUUUUUGGUUUGUCAUUUUAUAUUUUUUUUCAUUUAUUAAUGCCCCAUUUAAUUUAUUAGAUGGUUUAUUUGUAUCUAUCACUUUGGUUUAAUUUAUUUCCAUGUGUGUAUUUUUUUACUAUAUUUUUACAUUUUUAGAUCUUAAUUUGUGCUUAUUAAGUGCCUGAAAUUUUAAAUGUUUAUGGAAUUGAAAUAUUUUUGUAAGAAUAAUAAAAUGAUAAUUAUUUAAUAUUUGAUUAUGUAAACUUUAUUUCAUAUAACAAAAUUAUAAAUUAUAUAUGUAAAAUAUUAUUAAUUGAAGUUUUGAAAAUUAUAAAUAAGUUGUCAAUGUAUUAAAAGCUAACAUAUGUUGCCAUUCAGUAAAUAUGUAUAAUUUGAAUAAUCUCUUAUAAUAUAAAAAUUAGUGUGAAAGUAAGUCACCAGGGCAGAGAGGUCUUAUUUUUGUAUUAUGAUUGCUUAAGUCAAGCAUUUUGUUUUAUGAGAUCAUUUCAGAGCUAUAAUGUAGAUUUGUAAAGUGUGGUAGGAUUAAAAUACAUUAGGCAAAAAAAUUGUAAAAAUAAAAAGGAAAGUCAUUUGAAA
Molecule: messenger RNA, 5710 nt
Organism: Stegodyphus dumicola
Lineage: Eukaryota; Metazoa; Arthropoda; Arachnida; Araneae; Eresidae
Product: lewis-type alpha-(1,3)-fucosyltransferase-like
Cellular component (GO): membrane
Molecular function (GO): fucosyltransferase activity
Source: RefSeq, a predicted model, not a curated record